GUCACCGGAGGCGGCGGCGGCACCCGCCCGAGGGCGGGGGCGUGGGGGCAGAGUGGUGUCAGGGCGGCUUGGCGGCUGGCCCUGCCCCCGAGGGGGAGAAGUGGCGACUCCGGGGGCCGGCGCCAGGGCUCUGCCGCGGUCUGGGAGGCCGCCGCGGGCCCCUUCUUCUGGCGGCGGUCCGCUUGCAUGGUGAUCCGGGACGGGGCCGCUGCCGCCGCCAUCUCCUCCUCUUCCUCCUCCUCCGCUGCCGCCUCCUCCUCUUCCUCCUCCUCCUCCUCCUGGGUCGGGCCGAUCCCCUCCCCGCGGCCGCCUCCUCCUGGGCUGGGCCCGCGGUGCCUCGUCCCCUCCCCGAGCCGUUCUUGCAGCCGCCGCCGCCUCCUCCUCAUUCAUCCUCGUGCACCAUAGGCGGCACAGGUUCCAAGAUGUCCAACCGAGUGGUCUGCCGGGAAGCCAGUCACGCCGGGAGCUGGUACACAGCCUCAGGUCCUCAACUGAAUGCACAAUUAGAAGGUUGGCUUUCACAAGUACAGUCCACAAAAAGACCUGCUAGAGCCAUUAUUGCCCCCCAUGCAGGAUAUACUUACUGUGGGUCUUGUGCUGCUCAUGCUUACAAACAAGUGGAUCCAACCAUUACCCGAAGAAUAUUCAUCCUUGGGCCUUCUCAUCAUGUGCCCCUGUCUCGAUGUGCACUUUCCAGUGUGGAUAUAUAUAGAACACCUCUGUAUGACCUUCGUAUUGAUCAAAAGAUUUAUGGAGAACUAUGGAAGACAGGAAUGUUUGAGCGCAUGUCUUUGCAAACGGAUGAAGAUGAACACAGUAUUGAAAUGCAUUUGCCUUAUACUGCUAAAGCCAUGGAAAGCCAUAAGGAUGAGUUUACCAUUAUUCCUGUAUUGGUUGGAGCUCUGAGUGAGUCAAAAGAACAGGAAUUCGGAAAACUCUUCAGUAAAUAUCUAGCGGAUCCUAGUAAUCUCUUUGUGGUUUCUUCUGAUUUCUGCCAUUGGGGUCAAAGGUUCCGUUACAGUUACUAUGAUGAAUCCCAGGGGGAGAUUUAUAGAUCCAUUGAACAUCUAGAUAAAAUGGGCAUGAGUAUUAUAGAACAGCUAGAUCCUGUAUCUUUUAGCAAUUACUUGAAGAAAUACCAUAAUACAAUAUGUGGAAGACAUCCUAUUGGGGUGUUACUAAAUGCUAUCACAGAGCUCCAGAAGAAUGGAAUGAAUAUGAGCUUUUCAUUUUUGAAUUAUGCCCAGUCAAGCCAGUGUAGAAACUGGCAAGACAGUUCAGUGAGUUAUGCAGCUGGAGCACUUACAGUCCACUGAAGCUCUGAAUACUCAGGGAUACCACCUGCACAUACUCAUUCUCUAAAUGAGGUCCCAGCCUAGCCCUUACAAAGAUACAGUUCCUGGUCUUUGGGGAUACUGAAACCUCAAAAUUAAUAGAACUUUCUUCUCUUCUUUUCUAGUAGGUGUAGUCCUUCCUUAAUUUCAACUCAUUUUAAAAUGCUUUCUUGUUUAGGACAAUGGAAGGAAGGAAGACUGGUAUCAAAAUAUUUUAUGAUUUAAAAAAGUGAUGAUGGAUGUAAAGUCAUGGUGGCAGAUGGUCCUUCAAAUAAAACCUGUAAAGCAUUUACCAUAUUCUAAAUUUGCACUCUUUGCAGACCUGUGCACAUAUAUUCAGCUUUCAGAAUAGUUUUGCAAAUUGUAAACAAACGAAAAAGGGUGGAAGCUUUUUAAUAAUGAAAAUUGCAUUUAUAAACAAUCUGUAUUAGAAUAUAAUAAAUCUCCAGUAUAGUCAACUACUACCCGUGUUGUACAACAGAUACCUUCUAUUUUAGUUGCUAAUAAAGGGCUACACAACUCAAA
Antechinus flavipes (yellow-footed antechinus) is the source of this 1859-nucleotide messenger RNA. It is a transcript of the gene MEMO1, whose product is annotated as mediator of cell motility 1. The transcript has 9 exons. Bases 423 to 1316 code for a protein of 297 amino acids. The record is from RefSeq and is a predicted model, not a curated record. Lineage: Eukaryota; Metazoa; Chordata; Mammalia; Dasyuromorphia; Dasyuridae.